This is a messenger RNA of Neodiprion fabricii, 2262 nucleotides long. Its product is annotated as 4-hydroxybutyrate coenzyme A transferase. Gene Ontology annotation, cellular component: mitochondrion. Gene Ontology annotation, molecular function: acetate CoA-transferase activity. The transcript has 6 exons. Gene Ontology annotation, biological process: acetate metabolic process. The record is from RefSeq and is a predicted model, not a curated record. Lineage: Eukaryota; Metazoa; Arthropoda; Insecta; Hymenoptera; Diprionidae. The coding region runs from base 140 to 1576 and encodes 478 amino acids.
UGGCAUCGGCACUGACCAUUCGGCAGUCAGAAGCUUGCCGUCGGCCGGUUUGGUCGCGCGAGCAGUAACGAGGUCGGUGCAACGCGUCGAUAUUGUUUCCGUCAUUUGGGUGUGCGUUGGUUAAAUUAGAUGCCCGAUUAUGGCCGCUGCACUGAAACGGGUCGCUUGCCUUACGAGGACGCUCACCGCCUCUUGGCCAGCGCGAUGCCAAGCCUCGAAAAGCUACUUCACUUAUUCCAUGGAACCGGGAAUGCCCAUUCCCGACAAGCAGCCCGUAUGGACUUCGACCGCAGACGAAGCCAUGGAAAAGGCCUGCAUUAAAUCAGACGAUCUGGUGUUUGCCCAGGGCGCAGCAGCCACUCCGCUAGAAUUGCUUAGAGCAUUGACGAAUUACGGAGUAUGCCAAAACUUGGAAAAUGUCAAGAUUGUCCAUAUGCACCUCGAAGGGGAGGCUCCGUUCGCACAACCGGAAGUCGCGAAACACUUCAGAUCUAUGAGCGUUUUCAUGGGGGGAAACGUCAGGGCAGCGGUAAACGAGGGCAGAGCCGAUAGCAUCCCCAUCUUCCUUCACGAAAUUCCAAAGCUCUUUAUGCAAAAAAUAUUGCGACCAAGAGCGGCCCUCAUUCACGUCAGUGCCCCGGAUUCGAGGGGCUACUGCUCGUUGGGAACAAGUGUCGAUUCCGUAAGAUCAGCCUUGGUUAACUCCGAGAUAAUAAUAGCACAAGUCAACAAGCACAUGCCUAGAACAUUUGGCGAUGCUCUUAUUCACCAAAGUCAUUUUGACUAUGCCGUCGAGCAUCACACUCCCCUGCCGACUCACGGAGGUAAACCACCGAGCAAAGUUGAGUCUCAAAUAGGCCAGCUCAUAGCGGACAAUCUUGUCGAGAACGGAGCAACGUUGCAGAUGGGCAUAGGGAGCAUUCCUGAUGCGGUUCUAUCCGCUUUAAAGGGUCACAAAGACCUGGGAGUUCACAGUGAGAUGUUCAGCGACGGGGUCGUCGAUCUUGUCAAUACGGGCUGCAUCACAAAUAAUAAAAAAGUCAGGCACCAGGGACGCAUUGUCGGGUCUUUUUGCGUUGGCACCCAAAAGUUGUACGAUUUUAUGCACAACAAUCCGUUUAUCGAGAUGUUGGUGGUCAAUUAUGUCAACGACCCUCAUAUAGUGUCCCUGCAGCCAAAAAUGACUGCCAUAAAUUCGUGCAUCGAGGUCGACAUCACUGGGCAGGUAUGCUCUGACAGUAUAGGCACCAGAAUGUAUUCUGGAUUUGGUGGACAAGUCGACUUCAUACGCGGAGCUGCUAUGGGUAAGGAUGGCAUGGGAAAAGCCAUCAUAGCGUUACCGUCUGUAACGAACAAAGGAGUGAGCAAAAUACAACCCGUACUGAAACUAGGAGCUGGCGUGGUUACUACAAGAGCUCAUGUUCGUUACGUUGUCACUGAACAUGGAAUAGCAAGCUUGUUUGGUAAAACGCUGCGACAGAGAGCGCAUGCGCUGAUAAAUAUUGCACAUCCCGAUCAUCGGGAAUCUUUGGAAAAGUCGGCGUUUGAACGUUUGAAGUGCAUGCCUUGUCCCUAAGUCCAGACGCACCGAUACACUCUGACAGCCUAAAAUAAUACCUAAAAAUUAUGAUGCUUGUUCCUUUGAAAGAUAGUAAGGUUUAUACGCCAGACGUGAUGCAAAUACGAAGGAACAGUGAUUAUAUUUUUUUAAAACAAAUCACGUUAUCCCUAGCUGAACUCUUGCUGGUAUAACUCAGCUAUAAUGCGCCAAAAUGUAUUUCCUUAACGAUUUUAAUCGUCGUGAAUAAGAGAGCAGCCGAUCCAGACAUUGAAUGUUACAAUCAAAAACAAAACUCCAGGAAUUCCGAUCUUUACAUGGAAGAAACUUGGAGAUAUUGGAUCGUCGACUAAACCAGAAACGUACUGCGUGUCAGUCGCAAUGAGAUUCUAGACCUCGUUUACCAUUUUAUUUUUAACGUCUUACGUGGGUGCAGUUAUCUGUGGAUAGAUAAUGACGAUAGAAGAAAAAAAAGUAUUUAAAUGUCACUGUGUAUAGUAAUCGUAUACACGGAUAAUAAACUAAUACCAACAGGAACUUAGCCUUUUAGUCUCAUGGUUGUCGCAAACUCGAUCCUGAAAUCAUCUUGAUCCUACAGUGAGGGAGAAAACAAACCAGCAAACUACUCUUUAACUGUCCGAUUGGGCGAUGGUUGUAUUAAAAAAAUGUACAUAAUAAAAUAAAAUUUUGCCUUGCGACAAAAA